Messenger RNA from Solanum pennellii, 3227 nucleotides. RefSeq names its product ubiquitin carboxyl-terminal hydrolase 2. Gene Ontology annotation, molecular function: zinc ion binding; cysteine-type endopeptidase activity; cysteine-type deubiquitinase activity. Gene Ontology annotation, biological process: protein deubiquitination. NCBI's taxonomy places the organism in Eukaryota, Viridiplantae, Streptophyta, Magnoliopsida, Solanales, Solanaceae. Bases 107 to 3034 code for a protein of 975 amino acids. The record is from RefSeq and is a predicted model, not a curated record. The transcript is spliced from 3 exons. Gene Ontology annotation, cellular component: cytosol; nucleus.
AAAAAGCCCCCACACCACAACCCCAAUGAUGAGUCAAUUGAUAAAUUUUUUGAAAAUUGACUGAACAAAUCUCUCACCUUUUUUCUCCAUAUAGUUAUUGGGAAUAAUGGGGAAAAGGGCUAAAAAAAGGGCUAGAAGUGGUGUCAAGGAGACGCGAAAUCCCGUUGCAUCUGCAAAUCUUAUUGAUGAAAAGAGCAGUCCGAAUAUUGAUACUCCUGAUGUUGCGGUUGUUGUUGUAAAUGAUAGAAAAGGAUGUCCACAUGUUGAUAAGGUUAUUGAUGUGGGCAAAGUCUCCGCUAAACUUGAGUCUUCGGAACCUGUUAGGUGUGAGGAUUGCAGGGAAGGAGCAGCUGAUAGACAAGCUAGUAGGACAAAAGGUAAGCAUGGAAAAAAGAAGGGAAGUGCAGAUCCCAAGCAGAAGUCUAUAGCCAAUUGGGUCUGUUUAGGAUGCGGCCAUUUCUCGUGUGGAGGUGUUGGGUUGCCUACUACACCUCAGAGCCAUGCAGUUCGGCAUGCAAGACAAUACCAUCACCCUCUCGCUGUGCAGUUUGAAAAUCCUCAAUUGCGCUGGUGUUUUCUGUGCAACACACUACUUCAUGCUAAAAAAGUAGAGGAUGGCAGUGAACAAAAAGAUGUACUUGACGACAUUGCAAAGAUGAUUAAAAGGCGUCCGUCUGAAGGGCCUACUACUGAUGUGGAAGCUGUUUGGUUCGGGAGUGGGAGUGUCACUAGCGAAAUUAAAUCAGAAGCUUCUGCUUCUAUAAGUGCUGAUGGAAAAGGUGGUUGUGCCAUUAGGGGAUUGGUUAAUUUAGGGAACACAUGUUUUUUCAAUUCAAUAAUGCAGAACCUACUGGCAAUGAAUAGACUAAGGGAUUACUUUCUUAAGUUUGAUGGUUUUGCUGGUCCUCUUACCGCUGAUCUGAAGAAGCUCUUUAUUGACACAAGCAAUGAAGCUGCGUUGAAAGGAUCUGUUAAUCCAAAAUCUUUGUUUGGUUCAAUAUGUACCAAAGCUCCACAGUUUCGAGGAUACCAACAGCAGGACAGUCACGAAUUGCUUCGCUGUUUACUUGAUCGUCUGUGUACUGAGGCAUUGACCCGCAGAAAGCUAAUCAAAUCUUCUCAGGAUGACGGUAAAUCCCGGAGUUCAUGUCCAACAUUUGUCGAUGAGAUUUUUGGUGGUCGACUCUCUAGCACUGUUAGCUGUCUUGAAUGUGGGCACACUUCAGUAGUCUAUGAACCAUUCUUGGAUCUCUCCUUGCCUGUUCAGACUAAAAAACCUCCUUCUAAAGGAGCUCAAUCAGUCUCCCAUGCCAAAAUAUCAAAACCUCCAAAGAGAAGUGGAAAAGUUUUUUCUAACGUUAGCAGAGAUGCAGCUUCUCUCAAUUCUCAACGAAAUGGAGAGAAAUCUCUCAGCCAUGUGUAUCCUAGAGUACCUGUCACUGAAGGAAUGAUACUUCCUUCUGAUACAUCGCUAGAAUCCAUUGAUGCUGGUGUUAUGGCUGAUAAUACGGGUUUAACUUCACAGGACUCAUGUUUCACUCAAAAGUCCCGUAAUGAGGAAACUUGCGAGGGUGUGACUAGGCAGUUGCCGAUGGUGGAUGACUCGACAUGGUUAGAUUUUCUCGAACAGGAAACACUGCCAAAUGGUGAUGACGGAGCUUCAGAAGUUGAUCACAUCCUGACUAAUCAGGGUUCUGAAACUGGAUCUGUUCAAUCUGUUGACCCUUUGCAAAAUAAUCUGGACUCUGAUACAGAGAUGAAGUUGACAUGUACAAACAGCACUCGUUCUCCUAAUGAUUUAAUGUGUUUGGAUGACCAAGGACAAUCCAAAUCACCAGACUGUGAUAUAGCUUCUGAAUUCAGUAAAAAGUUACUGAUUAAAGAGUCUGAAAAGAUCAGCUCUGUGGAUUCAAAUCUUGGAACAGAUUCAUUUACGAGGUUAUCGGAAGAUGAAGCCCCGUUACAACUACAAGAGUCAGAGAUUCUGUUACUUCCAUACAAAGAAGUUACCUCAACUGCUGGCGACAUGUUAAAUGAAGGUUGUGAGGUAUCCUCAGCUGCUGUUGGUAGGGAAGAAGUUUCAUUUAAUGAGCCUGAGUCUGAUGCACAGUCUUUGUGCAAUGCUUCUGUUUCUCAGGCCAAUGGACUGAGAGAAGCUAGUUUUACUGUUUCAAACAUCAGCAUGUCUGAUCCGGAAGAGCUUGAUAAUACAGAUGCUCCUGUAUCAGUGAAGAGUUGUUUGGCUUAUUUUACAAAGCCUGAGCUUCUUUCCAAAAGUGAACAUGCUUGGCAAUGUGAAAAUUGCACAAAAGUUCUAAAAGAAAAGAGAAUGAGAUCUAAGAAUAAAUUGACGAAGCCUAGAUCACAUAGCAUGGUAAAUGGACACGAGGACAAAAAUUCAGAUGGUGUGUCUUCUUCAGGAACAUUCCCAAAGGGAACCAGCCCUCGAGCUGCUCGAGAUUCAGGGUCUUCGCUAUCGGAAAACGGCACACAGGAAAAUCACAGUGAAACUAGCAGUCAAGUGAAUAGAGACUAUCAGACCAAUAAAGUUCAAUUGCUGGAAGCUCCGCUGAUUUCUGAUAUAUCUGAAUCUGAAGAAAGUGAGAAUGAGGAGACAGACUAUAAAAGAGUUAGAGUUGAAAGAGAUGCAACUAAGCGGAUCCUAAUUGAUAAGGUCCCUCCUAUUUUGUCAAUUCAUCUAAAGAGGUUCCGUCAAGAUGCUCGGGGGCGCUUGAGUAAGCUGAGUUGCCAUGUCAAUUUUAGAGAAGCAGUUGAUCUGAAACCAUAUGUUGACACCAGGUACCUGCAGAAGGAUACAUACAAAUACCAGCUUAUUGGUGUAGUAGUACAUUCGGGGACGAUGAGGGGAGGUCAUUAUGUUGCAUAUGUUAGAGGAGGUCCCAAGAUCACAGGGAAAGAAGAGAAUGCGGAAGAUUUUGUCUGGUAUUAUGCAAGUGAUACUCAUGUUCGUGAGGUUUCAUUAAAAGACGUUCUUCGCUCUGAGGCAUACAUUUUAUUCUACGAAGAAACUUGAUAUAGAUUUCUUAAUUUAUGAUAAUUUUUUGGUAUACACGCACAGAAGGAAAGGGAGGGGAGAGUGAGUUAUCUCCAGUAUCAACACCCAUCUUUUAUUUUCAAAUUUUGAUAGUGUAAUUGAUCAAGGAAGUUACAUACUUUAGAAUGUAGUAUUUUAAGAAAGAUAAUAUGAUUUGUUCCUUUUUCGAGAA